GCUUCCUCAAAGUUACCUUGGGAGUAAUUACAACCUUUUUCUUUCCUGUGUUUCAGGGGAAUGAGGCAAGCUACCCCUUGGAAAUGUGCUCACACUUUGAUGCCGAUGAGAUUAAACGACUAGGGAAGAGAUUUAAAAAGCUCGAUUUGGACAACUCUGGUUCUUUGAGUGUGGAAGAGUUCAUGUCUUUACCUGAGUUGCAGCAGAACCCAUUAGUACAGCGAGUAAUAGAUAUAUUUGACACUGAUGGAAAUGGAGAAGUGGACUUCAAAGAGUUUAUAGAAGGGGUCUCCCAGUUCAGCGUCAAAGGAGACAAGGAGCAGAAGUUGAGGUUUGCUUUUCGCAUUUAUGAUAUGGACAAAGAUGGUUAUAUCUCGAAUGGGGAGCUCUUCCAGGUGCUGAAGAUGAUGGUUGGGAACAAUCUCAAAGACACUCAGUUACAGCAAAUUGUAGAUAAAACCAUAAUUAAUGCAGAUAAGGAUGGUGAUGGAAGAAUAUCUUUUGAAGAAUUCUGUGCUGUUGUAGGAGGCCUAGAUAUCCACAAAAAGAUGGUGGUAGAUGUGUGACUCUGUAGGGCACCACCCAACACUUUUGCUUUCUUCUCCAUCUCUGAAGAUCUGCUCAAGACGUCCAGCAAUGCUCUCUGUGUAUUUAAAUGGAAGUAUUUUUCUCUGUGAAGCCACAUUUUUCCAACAUGAGCCUCAUGAAGCCAACUAAGUGUUAUUGAACUUUUAUUCUCUCAAUAACUCAGUGUAGCACUUUAAAUUCUGAAGGACAGCAAAGAUUGAAAGAGCAUAUCAGUGUGGUGGAGAAAGGGAAGGGGUUGGCUUUUUAAUUUAUUUUUCUUCAUCUUUUAUAACAAGGAAAUAUCUAUAUAUAUAUAUAUGUGUGUGUGUAUUUAUAUAUAGAUAUAUAUGUAGCUUUCUAUAUGUAGUAGCUAGAUGGGCUUUAAUUUAAUAUACUUGAUUCAGAAACAGAACUAGAGUACAAAGUGCCAAGCAGAAUAUUAACAGUUCAAUAUAUGGAUAUACAUCCUUACUUUUAUUUCACACAGUUUUAUAUAUAUAGUAGAAGAAUGUAAAAUUUUAACUGGGUGUUAGGUAAACUCUUUUCUUUUUCCUGUGACUGUUGAGAUGUUUCUAUAUAUUGACUGGCUGACAAAGCGUUGCUUCUUAUUAAUUUACCUUAAUUACUUUUUUUUUUUUUUGGGUAACACAGGAGACUAAGUUUAUUUAUACCUGUUAAUAUAUUACCAGGGACUGUGUCCCUUUGCUAAAUAACUUAGUACAGUUCUACUUAAUAUGAGAAUAUAGUUUAAUGCUACUGCCAAGAACCAGUCCCCAUGGGUGCAGUGACUGCACAGUGUUCCCCUGGCCACUAGAUCUUGUCACCUAGGAACUAGGAGCGAUUACACUUAUCCCUAGGGAAAUGUAAACCUGCUAUUCGGGAUCCAGUUAGAUGUGGCUGCUGCUCGUGAUACUAGAUGCAUUCAUGAUUUUCUCUUGUACUUAGUUUAAUGAAAUUAGGAUUGACAUUAACUGCAGGAUUCCCAUCUGCUUCUUUUGUAUAGUACUUAGAUUAUAAAAUGCUCUUGCCAGUAAAUUCUGCUAUUUCGACUAUGAUAGUUUCCCCUCUGCAUUUAAAGAAUACUACAAGUAGCGAAUAUUGCUGGUAAUAUUUUAUAUAUAUGUAUAUAGGAUUCAUACAUGGGGAAAAUCUUGUUAACCUAUGCCAUAGAGGAGGAGAACUUCACACUAUCUAAAUUUAUACCUCUUGCAGUUCUCCAGCCCUUUGCCUGGAGAAUUUUUCUUUUCUAGAUUUGUCCAUAUCAUAAUUUGUAACGGAUGGUAACUUGAUAUAUUUGUGUGAUAUAAAAGUAGCGAGCCAUAUUUCAUGACUUUAUAUCAUCCCUUCCCUUUUCUGCAAUGGUACUAUUGGCUGGAAGGAAAACAUUUGGUAGGUUUUUUUUAGGACAGUACAUCUUUCCUGUAUAGUAGUUUUUCUAUUUAAAAA
Tinamus guttatus (white-throated tinamou) is the source of this 2013-nucleotide messenger RNA. The record is from RefSeq and is a predicted model, not a curated record. Lineage: Eukaryota; Metazoa; Chordata; Aves; Tinamiformes; Tinamidae.